This is a messenger RNA of Brachypodium distachyon (stiff brome), 590 nucleotides long. RefSeq lists its product as uncharacterized. Bases 59 to 406 code for a protein of 115 amino acids. NCBI's taxonomy places the organism in Eukaryota, Viridiplantae, Streptophyta, Magnoliopsida, Poales, Poaceae. The transcript has a single exon. The record is from RefSeq and is a predicted model, not a curated record.
GCUCCCCGUAUCGCCGCACAAACCAAAACAAACCCAAGCAAGGAUAACACAAGCAACGAUGCGUCGCGAGGGACCGCAGCGCGGGUGGGUGCGAGUAUACAAUCUGGACCUGCUGAUCGACCCGGAGGCGGAAGGGGAACACAAGCAGCGGCGCGUCUCGGCGCACACGACCGUGGCGGGGACGUCGACGGUGGCCAAUGGCGGGUACAUCAGGGCGCCGCAGAAGCCCACCAACCACUCCAAGCCUUCCUGCGGCGGCAGCAUCUGCAAGGCGCUCAGCGGCAAGAGCGGCGGAUCGUCAGCGUCGGGGAAGGGGAGGCGCAAGUUCUGGCACGACAAAAUCAGGACGAUCUACCUCGAGAUGGCCGAUGGCAUCGACGGGCAGUUCGAUGAUGACAUGGAUUAGUUCAUCAGCGCACAUAUACAGCGUCGGCAUCGGGUUUAUGGGAGGAAGAGGGCCAGCUGACAGAACGAGAGAAAAUUCGAUGAGUUUGUAAAGCUGUGAUUUUUGUGAUGUCUGAAUCUUCUGUUAACGAGACGUUUCUUGUUAAAAAUAUAAUUACUGCACGUGAUAUUUGGUCUCAAAGUUU